Spirodela intermedia is the source of this 102-nucleotide messenger RNA. NCBI's taxonomy places the organism in Eukaryota, Viridiplantae, Streptophyta, Magnoliopsida, Alismatales, Araceae. The record is from the annotation of a GenBank genome assembly.
AUGAUAACGAUGAUAUAUAUUUAUAUAUAUCACAUACCCACAAAAAUACAAAUGAACCGUGGAGAAGUUUUUAGAAGUAAGGUAGUUUUUCCAGGAUGCUGA